Nylanderia fulva is the source of this 1042-nucleotide messenger RNA. Its product is annotated as Golgi to ER traffic protein 4 homolog. Lineage: Eukaryota; Metazoa; Arthropoda; Insecta; Hymenoptera; Formicidae. The record is from RefSeq and is a predicted model, not a curated record. Gene Ontology annotation, molecular function: protein binding. Gene Ontology annotation, biological process: protein insertion into ER membrane. Gene Ontology annotation, cellular component: cytosol; BAT3 complex.
AACCUUAUACACGUAUAGUCCCGAGGUUCUCAAAUAGUGUAAACAUGGCCUCGCGGUACAGUCACGGUGUUCAGCGAGUUUUAGCGAAAUUAGAGGCAUCGAUAAACUCGGAAAAUUAUUAUGAGGCUCAUCAGAUGUACAGAACUUUGUAUUUCAGAUAUCUCGGCCAUAGAAAAUACUCGGAACUUUUGGAAUUGCUAUACACUGGGUCGAUGCUUUUUUUACAGCAUGAACAGCAUGCAAGUGGAGCCGACUUAGGAAUCCUAUUUAUCAAUGUUUUAACACAAUCCGGGACGGAACCUAUGCAAAGCUUCUUCGAGAAGAUCACGACUUUGUUCAACUUAAUGAGCCCUGCAUCGCCGGAAAGAGAAGUAUUUAUUCAAUCAGCGCUUAAAUGGAGCGUAAAGGGUACAGAUUAUAAAACUGGUCAUCCAGAUUUGCAUCAGAAGAUAGCUCAAGUGUUUUGGAGAGAAAAGAAUUACAUAAUGGCAAGGCAACACUUUAUACAUAGUAGAGAUGGCUCUGGAUGCGCAGCAAUGUUGGUUGAACUUCACGAACAACGUGGAUACAUGAAUGAAAUAGACCUCUUCAUAGCUCAAGCUGUAUUACAGUAUCUUUGUCUACAAAACAAAGCAACGGCGCAAGAAGCCUUUAAUUCUUACACUUCGAGGCAUCCAAAAAUAAAUAGUGGCCCACCAUAUCUUCUUCCUUUAUUAAACUUUUUAUUUUUUUUACUGAAAACAAUUGACAGUGGUAAACUAGCAGUGUUUACAAUUCUUUGUGAACAGUACCAGAUAUCUUUAAAUAGAGAUCCGUAUUAUCGACAGUACUUAGAUAAAAUAGGCCAACUCUUUUUCAAUAUUCCAUCUCCACGUCCACGCAAUCAGGGAUUAUUCGGUUCGUUAUUGCAAUCUUUCUUCAAUGGCCUGGAGGAUGAUGAUUCAGACGAUGAACAACGAAAUGUAGCUUCAACUUCACAUGCUGUACAAGAACUUGAUUGAUUAAAGGUGAGACACUGUGCAGUGUGAUGCUGAAUAUGGAA